AUGGCUCCCCCUAAGCCGUCCUCGUCUCCAAUGCCGGUUAUGGACGCAUGGAUGAGGCUGAUAAUUCAGGCAGCAACACUAAUUAGUGUGAUUCAGGCAUGGGUCAUGUUCAUGCACCAGAGAGUUGUUCAUCAUGCUGGGAGACCUUUGAUCCGCUAUGGUCCAUUGUUUAUCCGAGAACAGGAGAGGAUCCAAAAUCUGAACUACAUCUACAACUGCAAUGACGUUGAGGCUCUAUGGAUGCUUCGAAUGAAAAGAGCACCAUUUGCUAGGCUUGUCGAGUCCUUCAGGAUCAAGGGGCUGCUACAAGAUAACAUCAACACUAGUGUGGAAGAGCAAGUGGCCAUGUUCCUCCAUGUUGUUGGCCAUAACCAGAGGUUCAAGGUCAUUCAGAACACGUUCAGGAGAUCAAUGGAGACCAUAUCUAGGUACUUCAAGCAGGAUUGCAUUGGGGCAAUAGAUGGUACUCAUGUCACUACUAGAGUUCCUAGGUCACAGUCUGCAGCAUACAGGGGGAGGAAGCACUACACAAGCCAGAAUGUGCUUGCUGCUGUUGACUUUGAUCUGAAGUUCACAUAUGUGCUGGCUAGCUGGGAGGGGUCAGCGCAUGAUGCUAACAUUCUCAGUGACAGCAUGAUUCGACCUGAUGGGAUCAACAUCCCCGACGGCAAGUUCUACCUUGGAGAUGCUGGCUAUGCAUGUCGGCCGGGUAUUCUUUCACCCUUCAGGAAAACCAGGUACCAUCUCAAUGAGUUCUCUGGUAGGAACUAUCCUAGGACUGCACAGGAGCUGUAUAAUCUCAGACACUCCAGCCUUAGAGUAACUGUUGAGAGGGCAUUUGGAGCUCUGAAGAAUAGGUUUAAGAUCCUGGAUCAUAAGCCAUUCCACCCAUACCCCACUCAGGUUAAGCUUGUUCUUGCUUGUUGCAUUCUGCAUAACUGGAUCCUCCAGUGGGGCUUUGAUGAACAAGUGCCUAAGGAGGAAGAGGUCGAGCUUGAUGAUGUUGUUAGCCCCGGCCAUGGUGUGGAGGCAUUUGACAAUGACGCUUGGAAGAACAAAAGGUUGGAGUGGGCAGAGGCAAUGUGGCUUAACAGAGGUCGGUGCAGGAUUUAA
Messenger RNA from Triticum dicoccoides, 1113 nucleotides. RefSeq names its product putative nuclease HARBI1. Bases 1 to 1113 code for a protein of 370 amino acids. The transcript is spliced from 3 exons. The record is from RefSeq and is a predicted model, not a curated record. NCBI's taxonomy places the organism in Eukaryota, Viridiplantae, Streptophyta, Magnoliopsida, Poales, Poaceae.